AGUUUUGCAGGCCGACUACAAUAGUCAGGACGUGGUUUAUCUAUGGUUAUAGUUCGAUGGUUAAAGUAAUAUGUUAAAAGGGUUGCCUGCCAUGAAAAUACAAUUAUAGUGUUGGGGCCCUAGUGCCAAGAAAUACAGUAUUUUGUAUUUUAUGUAAUGGAUGAAUAAUUAAAAAUGUAAAAUCAAAUUCUCCACAUUUUAUUAUUUGUUCAGUUUUAUUACAUAUUUAAAAAUAGUGUCACUAUAAUCAAUAUUUGUAGACCUGCUCGAUAACUGGUUCAACAUUAGGAUAUGUAGGCAUGUUUUCCCGUAAUCAUGUCUUAUACAGAACUAGAACAUGGGUAUCAAGGUUUACGUAAAGCAACUCGACCUGCACAUUUCUAUGUAGGAGCAGGCGACAUAGAAUUAUGCGAUUCAAGCGAUAUAAGUAUAAGCCCUCAAGACAUGGAGGAAGAUGUAGGAAAGGUAGUUAUUGUUGGGGUAUGCGCAAUGGAAAAGAAGACACAAAGUAAACCGAUGAAAGAAAUCCUAACGAGGUUACAAGAGUUUGAAUAUAUUAAGGUGAUCGUUUUCGAGGAGGAAGUAAUUUUACAGAAACCAGUAGAUGAGUGGCCGGUUUGUGACUGUCUGAUAUCAUUUCAUUCCAAAGGAUUUCCAUUAGAUAAGGCCAUACAGUAUGCUCAAUUACAUAAUCCAUAUGUUAUUAAUAAUUUACACAUGCAAUAUGAUAUACAGGAUAGAAGAAAAGUUUAUGCUACUUUGGACGGGGAGGGUAUUGAAAUUCCUCGUUAUGCAGUUUUAGAUAGAGAUAGUCUAGAUCCAAAACAUCAUGAAUUAGUUGAAUCAGAAGAUCAUGUUGAGGUUAAUGGUGUCAUUUUUAAUAAGCCUUUUGUUGAAAAACCCGUUUCUGCGGAAGAUCAUAAUAUUUAUAUAUAUUACCCUACUUCGGCUGGUGGAGGAAGUCAAAGAUUGUUUAGAAAAAUUGGUAGUCGCAGCAGUGUCUAUUCUCCUGAAUCCAGAGUCAGAAAAACAGGUAGUUUCAUCUAUGAAGAUUUUAUGCCUACAGAUGGGACAGAUGUAAAGGUGUAUACUGUUGGUCCGGAUUAUGCUCAUGCAGAAGCGCGCAAGUCUCCUGCGUUAGAUGGAAAAGUAGAAAGGGAUCGUGAUGGAAAAGAAAUCCGUUAUCCUGUCAUACUAAGUAACGCCGAAAAACUUAUAUCGCGCAAAGUGUGUUUGGCAUUCAAACAGGCUGUUUGCGGUUUCGAUCUUUUACGAGCUAACGGUAAAUCGUUUGUAUGUGACGUUAACGGAUUUAGUUUUGUUAAAAAUUCAAACAAGUAUUAUGAUGACUGUGCUCGAAUUCUGGGUAACAUGAUCUUAAGGGAAUUAGCUCCUACUCUACAUAUACCCUGGUCUGUACCAUUUCAACUGGACGAUCCUCCUAUAGUGCCGACUACGUUCGGUAAAAUGAUGGAGCUGAGGUGUGUUGUUGCAGUUAUAAGACACGGCGAUAGAACGCCAAAACAAAAGAUGAAAGUUGAAGUUCGUCAUCCCAAGUUUUUUGAAAUAUUCGAAAAAUACGAUGGUUAUAAACAUGGCCAUGUGAAAUUGAAGAGACCAAAACAGUUGCAAGAAAUUUUAGAUAUAGCAAGAUCACUGCUCACUGAAAUACAACUACAUGAAGCUGAUCCGGAAAUAGAAGAGAAACAAGGCAAAUUGGAACAGCUAAAAGCCGUUUUAGAAAUGUACGGUCAUUUUUCUGGUAUAAACAGAAAAGUUCAAAUGAAAUAUCAGCCUAAGGGUAGGCCAAGAGGUUCAAGCUCUGAUGAUGUAGAUAAGCCAGUCGAACCGUCAUUGGUGUUAAUUCUGAAAUGGGGUGGUGAAUUAACACCUGCUGGUAGGAUUCAAGCAGAAGAACUUGGUAGAAUUUUCCGUUGCAUGUAUCCUGGUGGACAAGGUAGACAUCUGGCUGGCGAAUAUGCUGGUGCUCAAGGCUUAGGUCUUCUACGUUUACAUUCAACAUUUCGGCAUGAUCUUAAAAUUUAUGCCUCUGAUGAGGGCAGAGUGCAGAUGACGGCAGCAGCAUUUGCCAAAGGUUUAUUAGCUUUAGAAGGAGAACUGACUCCUAUUUUAGUACAAAUGGUUAAAAGUGCUAAUACAAAUGGACUAUUAGAUAAUGACUGUGAUAGUAGCAAGUAUCAAAACAUGUGUAAAGCUCGUUUGCACGAACUAAUGCAGAUCGAUCGUGAAUUUACUCAAGAGGACAAAGAAAAAAUUAACCCAUGUAACUCAACUAGUAUUGCUGAUGCUCUGGAAUUUGUGAAGAAUCCUGUAAAGUGCUGUAAGCAUGUACAAGAAUUGAUAAAAAAUUUAUUAGAAAUCGUUCAAGCAAAAAAAGAAGAUGCAAAAAGUAAGGAAGUUGUUUUGUAUCAUGGAGAAACUUGGGAAUUAAUGGGUAGGAGAUGGGGAAAAAUAGAAAAGGACUUUUUCACUAAAAAUAAAACAUUUGACAUUAGCAAAAUUCCCGAUAUAUACGACUGUAUAAAAUAUGAUUUACAACACAAUCAGCAUACCUUACAAUUUGAACAGGCUGAAGAGUUGUAUACUUACGCCAAAUAUCUAGCGGAUAUUGUUAUACCUCAGAAAAAGGAAUAUGGCCUAACAGCCCAAGAGAAAUUAACCAUCGGACAAGGUAUUUGCACACCUUUAUUGAAGAAAAUUAAAGCUGAUCUUCAAAGGAACAUAGAAGAAUCGGGAGAAGAAACUGUUAAUAGAUUGAAUCCAAGAUAUUCCCAUGGCGUUUCCAGUCCUGGUAGACAUGUUAGAACAAGAUUAUAUUUUACAAGUGAAAGUCACAUUCAUUCUUUGAUAACUGUCCUUCGACAUGGAGGUUUAGUAGAUGUACAAAAGGACGAACAAUGGAGAAGAGCCAUGGACUAUGUUUCGUGUGUCUCUGAAUUGAAUUAUAUGUCGCAGAUAGUUAUAAUGCUUUACGAAGACCCCACUAAAGAUCCUUGUAGUGAAGAAAGGUUCCACAUAGAAUUACAUUUCAGUCCAGGAGUAAAUUGCUGUGUGCAGAAAAAUUUACCUCCAGGUCCUGGAUUUAGACCGCAUUCAAGGAAUGAAUCAGCCACUAGUAAAAAUAGCAGCUUGAACACUUCUGAAACUGCAACUCCCGAUGAUGCAAAAAGUAGAUGUUCGCCGAGAAUUGACGAAGAAGCAGAAAUAGCCAUUGAAGAAGAAAAAUAUAUAUUACAUUCGCCAAAAGGACCAGAUUCGCCUACAAAUAAAGAGUUAUCGCCACCAUUUUCAGAAGAUAUAAUGUACAGGGGUCGAUCAAAAAUUAGUGAUCCAAUUCCAAUCGGGAAUUCACAUACAGUGAGUGGACAUGAAGCAAUGCAUUUAGCCAAACGUCUUAAUGAGGAAUUAGCGAAUCAAGCAGCUCAACAAGGUAGCCGUAGUUACGCCCUUAACCGAGCGACCAGCCCCGAAUUAGAUCAGCAAAGAUCAAGAAGUUAUGAUCACAAAAGUCCUCACAAAGGUAAAGCUCAGAAAUUACAUCAAAGUUUGGAUGCUGUUAACAGCUCAGACUCGUCUCAUGAUACUGAACUUUCCAUUACACCCACUAAUAACCCUACUCCUACAAUAAAUGUCCCCAUCAGGAAAUAUGAUUUAGUACCGACACAACUGAUCGUCGAAAAAAACGAAUUGAGCCCAAUAUCGGGUUCAGUUGAUUUCGAUUAUAUAAGCGAUUUAGAAUCGACUUUUCCUAUUGGAAAAAAUACUUGUGGCUCUUUGCCUGUAGACAAAAUUGGGGGUUUUGGCAAAUGUAGUUCUACAAACGAAUUACCGCUUACAGAACUUAACUUGGCUUUGUUCACUUCCAAAAUGGAUAAUAAAAGUUCGUGUGUAAUGAGUACAAACGAACUACCAUUAUCUUCGCUCACGUUUUCAAGUAGAUCUUGCGUGUUAUCUAGACAGAAUACUAUAGAUAGUCAAAAUGAUGAUUUAUCUAUGGAAGUGAACUGGGACGUUGAUAUUAAAGAUAUCGAUGAAAAACCGAAAACGCGAAGACAAAGAUCUUUCUCCGAUCCAAACAUCUUAGAAAGAGAAUGGGUAGAUCACUCGGAUAAAAGUUUUGUUAUGAAAAAAUAUAGAGAAAGCAUGUCGAACGAAGAACGCACGUCAAAUUUAUCCCCACCCGAAAGUUAUCCUUGCCCUCCAUUCAGUUCUUAUCCAGAGCAUGAUCCUGAGAGUACUUGUCUGCUUUGUAUCAACCCUCGCACUACACCCCAUCUUCUCUCAUUCUUUACUUCGCCCCCAACGAGGCCAAGCACCUCUCGAUCGCUAUCUCAUCCCACCCCUUGUGUGUCUCCUUGCAUGUCCAAUGCAGACUGUGGUCAGAACGUCGUCAAACGCCACCGACACAGCAUUGCCGGGCAGAUGAGCUAUUACAAGAUGCUAGGGUUCGGGUGUGGAGGGCCCAUGGGCUUAAAGAAACUCGUCGGAGGUAGUACCAAUUCAUUAUUCUCCACCGCCAUCAUUUCCGGUAGUUCCAGCGCACCCAAUCUACGAGAUGUUAUUACGAAUUCAAGUAAUGCUACAGCAAUAGACGGUUUCGGAGGAGUACCAUCUAUUAGACCAUUGGAAACAUUACACAAUGCAUUAUCUUUGAAACAGUUGGAUGCAUUUUUGGACAGAAUGAUUACUGCACCUAUAUUUAAAACGCCAUCAUCUACGCCACCUAAAUAUCCGUCUACCCCGAUACCAACGCCUACAAAUGGAGGCUCUUCUUGUGGACUUUCGUUAGAUAAGUCUCGUCCUCUUAAAUUGCAAUCGCCCUGCAACAGUGUUGGUUGGAGUGGGCCGCCUAGUUUGAUGUCCAGUAGCGGUCCUUCCUCUCCAGGUUAUUCCGACAGCAAUUCUAAAGGAAGCAGCAGUGAAAUGUCGUCCAGCAUUGUCAGCGCCGAUGGGAUCACUGUGGAUAAUUUUAACAAAAUUUUUCCUACUGCACCUGGACUCGAUCAAGAUUUGGGAAGUGUUGGGAUGCUGUUAGAUUCAUUUGAUAAAGACAUGUCAGAAUCUCUUGAUUUGUCGGAUUACUAUUCCGGUAGUAAUAAACCAAAAGGUUCCGAAAGUGGAGAUAUCACGCCGGUAUCUGGAUCUGAAGUAGAUUUCAAUGUUAAUGAUAUAACAAUGGGUUCAAAUGCAGACUGUGAUAUAACGGUAACAGAAGAUAUCGAAGGUAUAUCCAUCACAGGCGACGAGAAUCAAAUAGAUCCCAAUGAAACAUUAACAAGUGCACGAAUUCAUUCAUUGACAAAUAUUUUUAAUGCUUCCGUCAAUUCUUCUCGAGCCAUUGAUAUAAACAAUAUAUGCCAAUCUAAUAUUGAAAGUCCAAAAUUGGUUUCUCCGCCAGCUACAAAUUUAAACAUUUAUACAAAUGUUUUGAAUGCGGAACUAUUUGGAUUGAGACACGUUGAAAAUUCUGAUAGACUCCAACCUUCGACAAGUAGAAUCAUAAAUGAAUUGAAUAAGGACGAUUUAAAAACAGUUCUUAAAACAUCUAAUGUAUUUGAUAAGGAUAUUCCAAGCGUUUCAAAAAAUUUAUCUAAUUCAGUUUCCCAUAAGUGGUCUACUUCUAAAGAAAAGUUUCUUGAAAAUAACUUCACCAAAACCGAUAAUAUAGAUUUCGGAAAAAAUUUGAAUGUGAGCGCUGAUAAAAAAGUAGAAAAAGAAUACGAACUUACCAAAUUGAAACCCGGAGCUGUUGUUAUUAAGGAAAAAUAUAUAGAACCCUUGAAAAUAUCCAGAGUAUCCAAGAGUUUUCAUGGAAAAUCUCCAACUGCUACCAGUUAUUUAGAUGUUAGUAAUGCUCAACGCAGAGCUAGUGAUAGUCCAGUAGCUACAGCUUCAAAUAUAACUUUUUUCUCGCAAACUAACAAGCCGGAGAGUGAUUUAGAAAUGAAAAAAUCGAUUAUCCGGUUAAAAUCUUUAGAUAAUACUAUGACGCAAACCAGAAGCCAUCGGAGCGUCGAAAUAAGUAAAUCAGCAUCAGAGUUGAACCAAGCGAUGACUAAAACUCAACGAUUCACAACAACAAGAGUAGAUGAAGCCGAACAUGCUGCUUCAAUUGCUAAAAAUAUAUCUAAAACCAGCACCGAGAACGAUUCAACUUGUCCACCCCCUUUUAAGGAUAAUAUAAAAUGUUUAGACAAUACAAGAAAUAAAACUACACAUUCAGAAGAAAGUAGAGAUAAUGAAACUAAACUAGAAUAAUUUUUAAGUAUUCAUGUAGGUAUUCGGUGACGCCAAUUAGUGAUUAAAUUGCAAAUAUUAAUUUGUUCUUCAUGUUGUAUGUCAUUCAUUAUUUCUACUACAUGAAUUGCAUCUUCUAAGUAUUAUUGUUUUCAACGAACUAUUUUAAUUUAUUUGAAUUUGAUAUCUCACGAUUUUAAUUAUUACCCCUUUUUAAUUUUGGGUAUACGUGUUAAGUGGACCUCAAUUCCCAUUCAUUUUAUAAUUUUCUUCAUUAUUUUCCAUUUUGCUUAUUUAUUAUCAAUCUUUACUCAUUCAUUAUUUGUAUGUAAUCCAACCAUCCAAGCCCUUUUACAUCCAUUCCUGUUUCAAGAUAUCAUUCCAUUUUGUUCUUCCAAAGGGUUUCCGCAAAAAAACCAGAAAAUUUAACUUCAACUUCUGUUUUAAUGAUUCACCACAAAAUGUUGAUAUUGGCUUAGGUACUUUAGUGAUUAUUUCUGCUUUUAUCUUGUUUGAUGCUAUUUUUCUAAUCUUUCUAUUUUCUCAAUUUGAACAUCUAAAAUUAAUUGAAAGUUUGUCUUGUCUUUACAUUUAUUUCUCCUUCUAUGAGAUCAAUAAUUUUUAUAAUCUCUAUAUUGAUCUCCAAUCCUCCACGUUCUUUGUAAUCUUGCUUUUGGGAGUAAUUCCUAUUAACUACAAUUGCAGAUAAUUCUUUCAUAAUUUUCUCCUCGUUUAUUAUUUUUCUGCCCUUCACAUCAAUUUGUUAUAAUUACCUUUCAACAAAAUAUUAUUACAGCCUUAUCCUAAUAUUACCUUCUUUCAUAUUCUCUUAUUUUUUUUAUAAUUUAGUCAUUUUAUAAAACAUGAAUAAUUUUCUGAAAAUUCUAUGUAUAUUGUGCAUAAGAUACUCGAUGAAUGAAGAAAGUAAUCUUCAAUUUAGAUUCGUAUUAUUUUUCAUAUAAGGGAAGUCGAGGGAAAGUGGCCACCAUAAUAGAAAUCUGCUCCAAGUCAUGUCUAAACAAAAGAAAAUUCAAUUCAUUUGCACAUAAUGCUUACUUGAACAACAAGCUACAGUUUUGAAAUAUAUUUUGGCUUUUAUAGGUAAACAAUUCAGAAAUAGAGAUAAAAAUGUUUCAAUUUAAUUAUCCACUUUACCCCAUAUGUGGUGCAAAGCGGUAUAAUAGUAGGGGCAAUGUGGCACAUAGGUUGGGGUAGAGUAAACAACAAAUUAAAUACGCAAAAUACAAAAGUUAUUGUCAAAUUUUAAUAAGGAACAUAACCUCUAAGCUUCUUAACCAAAUAAACAUAUAAAGUACAAAAUGCUUACUUUAAAAUAUAAAGAAAAAACAUAUUCUGUAAAGCUAGAAAGAAACACCUUAAAAAACUAAAAAAGAAAACUACCGCAAAUGAAAAAAAUAUCGAAAACUCUGCCUCUAACUUGUCCAAGAAUUUAAAGAUGUAGUUAAAACACUUUUACUUUUCCAUGUCUUUGUAAUUCUACUUUCACUUUUCCUAAAAUUUCUUCGCUAAUUACCUCACUGACAUCUUCUGCCUCCGGAAAAACAAAAAUAUCUGAAACGAACCCUUUUGAAUUCGAGUCUUUCCGAUAUUUGUUAUUUUAGAGCAACAAAUAGCUUUGUUGCCAUCUUAUCAGAUGUCAGCUAAGUCAGUAUGAAAUCAUUGAUAUUAAGAUGUUCCAUAUCAAUUUUUUCUACAUUAAAAUUUUUUGUUUUGGGAUAAUAUUCGAAAUCACAACCAGAGUCAUUAGAAUCUGCUAGCUCAACUUCGGUUAAAGUGUUUAAUGAUGAGUCCGAAUAGAUUUUUAAUUCUUUUUGAUCUUUUUUGACAUUGAUAAAUUUCUUUUCACAUUUUUUUUUUCUUUCUUGGUAUCUUUAUUGUUGUGGCUUGUUUGAGAUCCUCAUAAUUCGGUGUCGAGGUUAGGAUCAUAGUUUUCCCCCUUUUUAUAUUUCGUUUUGGAGCUUUUGAUGCACUAAUUUUCGGUAAAGGUAGUAUACCUUCGGGGGAAAAAUAUAAUUUCUCAUUUGCGCUAGGAACCGUGUUCUCAAGCAAAGGUGAAGCUUGAGAAGUUCCUGGUUGUGGGGAUGAAGCUCUAACUGUGGAGGUAUUCGGUUGUGGUGAUUGACUUACUAAUUCUACCCUAUUUUGGAUGGUAUUAAUCUUUUGACAAGUUUCUGAACAUUCUUCAAUUGGUGGUUUUUCUGUAACUUCUGCCGAUUUAAAUAAACUUUCCGGAAAAAUAUCGGGGUUAUAGGGAGAAAUUCCAGUGGCUUUAAAGUCAUUAAUAGCAUUUUGUACAGUUACAGCACGUUUAAAAGCAUUACCAAACAGUUCCCCAACUUGAUAUAACGUUAUGGCUUUUCCAGGGUUAUUAAUAAGCUAUUUUUUUUGUUUCUUGUUCGUAAUAAAUAUUCAGUGGAAACAUAAAGGCUACAUCCAAAGGUUGUAUUCGGUGAGAUUGAGGUGGUAUUACGAGUAGAUGGACAUUAUUCUGCCUUGCUUUUUCAACCAAUAUCGAAUUUUUAGUGUAGGUCUUCCUUCGUUGGCUUAACAUACUUUAGGAAAUGAUCAAACCAAAAAUCAGCAAAUAUACUACUUUGCAACUAUCCUGAUGGGUGAUAUUCAAUUAUAGAUUCUGGGGGCAGCCCUUGCUCAAGAGCUGGACAUUUCGUUACUCGUGGAAAUAUCAAUAGAGGGGGAAUAUAAUAUCCGGAAGCAUUGAAGCAAAUUUCUGCAGUGGUUAAUGUUCCUCUUUCAGCCGAAGAUAAGCUACCCACUUGUUUUUUUCCCUUUACAUGAAAAAAUUUGGGAGGGCCUAUUGGGAACCGUUGAAACCCCUGUUUCGUCGCAGUAAAUAUCCUACUGGGUGGAAAUUUAUGUUUUUCAAAUAAUUCCCUCAAUAGCUUAAAAAAUGAUUGUGUAUUAUAUUUAUUAAAAGACGAAGCUCUUGCUAUUGAAAUGUAUUCUGACAACCUCAAAGAAAUAUUUUGAUUUCUUUUUAAAAACCCGUAGAUCCAAUAACGCCCAGCAAGACCUUUUUCCUGGUUGAAAUUAUGAGGGAUUUUAUUUUUUCGGCGAACUGGAAUGCAAGGUGUCGUAUUUCUCUAGUUCCGAGCCCAAAAAGCCUACUCUUCAUAUGUAAGACAAUAUCGACAAGUUCCUUCUCUUGUUCAUUAAAGAAAACUGGUUUAAAUCGGCCAAAUAUUUUUUGAUGCUUCGUGGGAGUCCUCAUUUGAAUUGAUUCUUCUCCGAAGUGUUGUCAAAGGAACUUCAUAUUGAGUUACAGCUUUUUUUCUACUCAAAAUAUUAUUUCUGAUAUCCUGUCAUACUUUCUUCCGACCAAGCAUGUUGCUGCGUUUUGCGCUUAUAGUUUCUCCCCAUUGUUAAACAAUUUUUGAUUCUUUGGGGAAAAGUUAUGGCCACUUUACCUCACAACUAAAAACCACUUUGCCCCCUAAUGUAAUCCAAUAUAAAAACAAGUUAACAAAAAACACAUAGUAUUAGUUUCGUUUUCUGUAGGUUAACUUUAAUUUACAAUACAUUAAGCCGUAUAAAAAAAUAAAAUACUUGAAAAAUUAAUUUUAGACUAGGCUGAAAUGAUUACGAACUUACAUCUAAAUUUUACAAAAAAACUUUGAAAGGUCAAAUAAAUAAACAUAUUCAUUUGACGACUGUUGACUACAUACUGAUUAGUUUAGGACGCUAAAGAGAACCGUUGCAUGACAUAGUGCUCAUAGAUGUCGCUGGGAAAUAUUAUUAAAAGCCACUUUGCCCCGACUUCCCUUACUCAUCAGUGUGAAUGGAAAUUUGUUCAUAUCUAAAUAAAAAAUACUAGUAUGUGGGCUUUCUUAGUAGUAAGAAAUUUUGUUUUAAAUAAUCAAACAAUAAAACUACUUUUAUAUUUUAAUGUAACAUGUUUAGCAUUUAGCACUUUGAGUUCCAUCCAGUUUUUAUCCUAUAAUAUAUAUUAUUUUCUAUUAAAAA
Diorhabda sublineata is the source of this 10260-nucleotide messenger RNA. RefSeq names its product inositol hexakisphosphate and diphosphoinositol-pentakisphosphate kinase 2. The transcript has 23 exons. Gene Ontology annotation, biological process: inositol metabolic process; inositol phosphate biosynthetic process. The record is from RefSeq and is a predicted model, not a curated record. Gene Ontology annotation, cellular component: cytosol. Bases 316 to 6279 code for a protein of 1987 amino acids. Gene Ontology annotation, molecular function: inositol hexakisphosphate kinase activity; diphosphoinositol pentakisphosphate kinase activity; 5-diphosphoinositol pentakisphosphate 1-kinase activity. NCBI's taxonomy places the organism in Eukaryota, Metazoa, Arthropoda, Insecta, Coleoptera, Chrysomelidae.